AUGGCUGCACCAAGCAGACCAUAUGAGAUCCCACCGGUGCUGGUACACCGUAAUGUUCCAAGGAUGGCAGCUACGUCCAUCGUAGUUGAAGGUCAGGAUGGAAAGAUUGAGGAUACGGAUUCGCGCAGAGGCGCGACAAGACUUCAACAAUCGGAUGCGGACAUGAACGGACGGUGGGAACGACCACCGCCAACAAACCAACCCACCGGAAUGGAAGAAGAGUCGACUUCGCGAUCCGAACAGUCCUCACCUUCCGCCAUACCGACACCUGCCAAUACUCAAGAAACGACCUUCCAAGUUCUCUCUGCACCUUCGCUAUCGAUGGAUGCCAGCUCAACUAUUCUACCUGAGUUGGUAGAGUCUACCGCCAGACCUUCCCUUGCCGUUCAGGUAGAUGUCAGUACCAUGAAUGGAACCAGCACCAUACAAACGGCUUCAACUACAGUGCCAGCAUUUCUGGCAGACUCUGGCGUAAAGAUAAACGAAGAAGCGCUUCCAGGCAUGAACCAAGGUGACCCUUCGUUGGUAACGGUUCCUGGAAUGAAUCAAGAAGCUCCUCUGUUGGUGACCGCACCUAUCAGAACGCCUCUCGCGACCCCUGAGAGUUCGCUGGUAAUCUCUUCAACUUCCGCGAUGACAGUGGAUAAGCCUAUGCCGGGAAAGAACCAACCGAAGCCUACAGUAGACGCUGCAGCAGCCUCAUUGACGACUCUAAGUGACUCCAGGCCAACGAAUGUACCGACCUCAUCAACGCCUUCGUCGACCACGAGUACAUCCAUCUCAACUAUCGCUGAUGUUUCUACGAUUUCUUUCUCCAUGCUGCCGACAUUGGCCAUCUCUACUCUAUCGUCUACAGAAUCUUCAACGACGACAAGCUCUCCAGUACUGUCUCCUGUUCUUACUUUUGUCACCAUUACACGAACAGCUCAAGGUAAAGAAGAUGCUCAAACGUCCACUCAGACCGUCCCCGCUCCAUUAGCUGUCACUGCACCACAAUCGCUAUCCUCAUCAUUCUUGACGUCCUCUCUGGUAGUUGGUUCAGCCAUACCUUCGAGCCUGGCUACCGCUGUCAGUGUCGAGCCGCAGAGCGGCUUGACUCCUCUAGCAAGGUCCUUGUUCAUUCUUUUCGGCGUCCUGGGCUUUAUCACCAUUCUUAUCGCCUUGGGUAUACUCUGGGUGAUGAGAGCUAAUAAAAGACGCGCCCAAGCAGCUCGACAACAAGCCAUUCAAACUCCUGUCCAGGAAACCGGAGAAUACGAUAACUACGGAAACACGAUACGCAUAUCCUCCAACAACUCCAUCAAGACGUUCCUGACGGAGAGCGAAAAGGCCAUUGUAAAUCGUGCCGCUACGCCAGACGGAGGCACAGAUGCAAGCGCAAAACCGUCCAGCGCCCUCACCGAAGCUAUCAACUCUUUCAUAACCAAAUCGCGUCGCCUAACUUACAAAAUAUCGCCUUGA
Molecule: messenger RNA, 1461 nt
Organism: Alternaria atra
Lineage: Eukaryota; Fungi; Ascomycota; Dothideomycetes; Pleosporales; Pleosporaceae
Exons: 4
Coding region: 1-1461 (486 amino acids)
Source: RefSeq, a predicted model, not a curated record